UCAGUCCGGUCCGGCACAAAGUUCUGGAGACGAGCAGGGUCCGAGCAGACCAGAGUCCAGGAGGGUGAGACCGGAUCUACAUACGGAUCUUAUUUAAUCUAACCCAAGAGGGACCGACAGGAGGACCGGAGGACUCGGCUUUGUUCGCUCCAGCUCCGGAUAUAUACAGAAAACACUUUAUUUUUUAUUUUAUCUAAACAGUUUCUGUUGUGUUUUUUGUGGGCCUUUUUUUUGUCUUCUUGCUGUCGCCGACAUAGUUUCACCUGGUUCAGAGGAAGAAGAAGAAGAAGAAACUCCUCCAACAGCUGACUGACGACACGUUGCGCAACCGAGACAAUAAUAACGAGACAAAGACGUCAUCACGGGACAGUCCGCUCCAGUCCUCCCAGUCAAAACCUGCCGGAGCCCACACUGCACUGGACAACAUUUUAUAAUCUCAUGUAUUCAGCAACUUCUGAUCCACACACAAAGACCGACAGCUCCACUGUGACUCAACUGGGUUUCUACUGAGUCUACUGGUUUCCUGUUGACCUGCAGCCCGGACCAGUCUAUUUGUUUAAAAGAUGAGCAUGGGCAUGACCGCGGCCAGGACUCAGCUGUGUCUCAAGAGACUGCUGGACGAACCCCAGGACAUUGUGCUGAAAUGUAAAGUAGCCCGUCUGGACCCGAACCCUCCUGUCACCAGCCUAUCAAACUGCCUCAGGCCCAGAAGCCCCGCCCCCAAGCCGGACCAGAGCCAAUCGCCAUCCAGAGUCGGAUCGUACCUCCUGUAUGAACGCUGCGAGGGGGAGAAGACUUACAGGGCGGUUCACGCACACACAAAGGAGCAAUACACCUGCCAGGUGCUUCCUCUUCGUGGUUACCAGGAGCGGUUGGCGGCCUACUCCCGAAUCGGCCACCACGAGAACGUGUGCGGCCUGCUGGACGUGGUAGUCGGCCAGGACAGCGUAUACGUGUUCCUGCCAGGCCACCACAGCGACAUGCACGCCUACCUGCGGAGCAAGAAGCGUCUCAGCGAGGAAGAGGCGGGGCAUCUGUUCGCUCAGAUGGUGAACGCCGUGACGCACUGCCACCACCAUGGAGUCGUCCUCAGAGACCUGAAGCUCCGCCGCUUCGUCUUCAUCGACAAAUACAGGACUCGUCUCGCUCUACUCGGCCUGGACGACUGCGUCCUCCUGCACGGUAACCAUGACGACUCUCUGACAGACAGACACGGCUGCCCCGCCUACGUCAGUCCCGAGCUGCUGACCAACGGGAGUAGGUCUUACUCUGGCCGCGCCGCGGACAUCUGGAGCCUGGGCGUGUCCCUGUACACCAUGCUGAUUGGACGAUACCCGUUUCAGGACACGCAGCCCGCCGCGUUGUUCGCCAAGAUCCGCCGCGGGGCCUUCAGCCUGCCCGAUUGGCUGUCCCCUCAGGCCAAGUGUCUGAUCAGCUGCAUGCUGAGGAAGUCACCCGUGGAGAGAUUGACGGCGUCGGAGCUGCAGAUGCACCCGUGGCUGACCAAUCCCAGCCCGCCACAACAGACCAUUCACAAGACGCAUCACAGCUCGCACAAAACAUUACAGAACAAACAGGAGGACGAUGACCAGGUGGUGCCGACCUGGACAGAAAAACACUAACACACACAGUUGUACUUCUAUACUUGUGAGGACUAGAGUCUUGUUUACCAGUCUGGUGUACAGACUCAAACCAGUUUGAUUUUAACCAAAUGAAACUGACAUUUGCCAUUAAGACACAUUCUAUCAAAUGAAAAAGUAGCCUACAUAAGAAACCUGUGACAAAUGUGUCUUGGUGCUAAAUCCAACCUGUAUUGCAUCAGUAAAAAGCAAAACUACAAGAUAAUAUAAGAUAAUGCUCAUUAUUGUCUGACAGGCUAUGCAAAAUUUGCAACAUAAACAAAUUUGAGUAGAGGCGGGAGGUUUGUUUAACUAGAAGUUCAUGAGUUUUUUGGGAUGAUGAGACAAGAUGAUGGUGUCAGAGACCCUAUUCAUUCCUAUGAAAGUUGCUCAGUGGUGCACAAUGCCAAAAAAGGUCAACUUCCGUGUAUGAAAUUACCACUAACUUGAAUGGGGUCAAUGAAUUUCGAAAUGCAGCUGUUCUAGACUUUCCAAAUGUAAACAGACCCAAAUCAUCGAAAUUUGAUACUGAAACAAGUAAUCAAACAAGUCUUUGGAAAAAAAGUACUUUUGGGCUUUUUGGCAUUUCGUAACAGACCGACAAUCAUAAUGCCACGGUUUUAUUUUGGCAUUGGCUUCAAGGUGACAGGUCUUCUAGUGGGCUUGGAUGAGCUUCACUCUGCUGCUUCGUAUUAUUUUGGGUUUAUUGCCGGUUGUAGACCAAGUGUCUUGUAUUCUGGGGUCGGGUGCAAAAAGUAACAAUUCUGGUUAAUUCAAACAGGAAAUUAUUUCAUAUGAUUUGAGUAGUUUGUGGUGACAAUAUUCGCUACACUCAUUCGUGGGCUCUCUCAUUCUCGUUAUGUUCCACUAUGGAGCAGCGGUUAAGUCCCAACCCCAGUGAGUGAUAAAUACUGCAUCAUUUUAGCCCCUAACCCCAACCUGAUACUGAACUCCACCCAUAUCUGAUUCUAACUUUAACCCUAAAACCAAGUCUGAACCCUCAAACUGCUUUAAGACAUAUUGUCCUCAAGUCCAGUCACAAACUCAAUUUGGUCCUCACAAAGAUACAAGAGUACACACAUAAUUACGCACACACUACACUACAGAGACAGUGUGAUCCUGGAUUACUUGACCCGACCCUCAGGUGCCUUCCUCUCGCUGUGUCUCACUUCAAGUUCUGUCGGAUUCAUAACGGAGUCACUGGACCCAUCAGGACCGGACACAGACCAGAACCGGUGGUGUGUUCAGGUGCUAUUUGUCAACUCAUAAAGUGGAGAAUUUCCCCGUCACAGCUCAACGCAGAGUUACGUCCCAGUGUUACUACGGACUCAUUAACAUCCUGCAGGGGAAAUUUGACAUCUGAAGAUAUUGAUAUAGUCUGGACACAUGACUGGUUUUUUAAGUGGACUUUGAAGGAAGCGGAGCAUAAAAUGGGACACAGCUACUCCGUGUUUACAUUUAGUGGUUGCUCCCAAGAAUCAUAGGACAAGGAUCGGUCAGUGUUGGAAAGUCAACAGACAAAAAAAAUUAAUAAAUAAAUAAAUAAAUUGAUCAAAUUCUUUUCUGAUCUCUAGAAAUAUGUUUCAGGUUUGUUAUCUCAGGACUUUUCUCUGAAUUGUUUUUUUUUUGUGCUCAUAAAAACGGUUAUCUAGAAAAAGUAUUUACUCAUCAUUACAUAUAAAAUGAUUCCUGUUUUUACAAGACAUCUAAUUUUCCUUGGAUGUCCAACGUGUUAAUUACUGGUGGUUUAUUCUGGGACACUUCUUGUUGUUCCUGAGGACUGACUGUGACGGGAAGUGUCUCUGGAUCAACCACCAGCCCAAAAUAACAUGAGAUCAUAAGAAAACUAUUUCUGAUGUGUCGCCGUUAAACUAUAUUUAUAUCUCAGGAUAAAGGUUUUUAAGAAGCACCGUGUGUUGAAUCAUAAUAAGGAAAUACUGAAGAUGUAAUCGUUAGAUAACGGGACUGAAAUAAUUCCCAGCACUAAAGUCUUUUGUUUCCUUUGACUGACCGAUCACAACUCGACAGACCUGCAGCCAGCCAAUAGGAUGCCUUCUUCUGAACGUGUCACUCAGACCUCAGAGAAUAAAUAAAGAUGUUUCUCAAACUCUCCUGGUCCUGAACUCGUUUUUGUUCAUUAUUAUUCCUGAACCUCCAUCACCAACGGAACAUAAAUAUUCAGUAGAAAGCCUGUCUGUAAAUGUUAGAAUUGAUUGAGACCCUCAGGUGUCUUCAGUUUGUGUCUCACCAUGUGGAAACAUGUAUGAAGC
Centropristis striata (black sea bass) is the source of this 3889-nucleotide messenger RNA. Its product is annotated as tribbles homolog 2-like. Gene Ontology annotation, molecular function: protein kinase activity; ATP binding; mitogen-activated protein kinase kinase binding. NCBI's taxonomy places the organism in Eukaryota, Metazoa, Chordata, Actinopteri, Perciformes, Serranidae. Gene Ontology annotation, biological process: regulation of MAP kinase activity; positive regulation of proteasomal ubiquitin-dependent protein catabolic process; protein phosphorylation. The coding region runs from base 564 to 1622 and encodes 352 amino acids. The transcript has 4 exons. The record is from RefSeq and is a predicted model, not a curated record. Gene Ontology annotation, cellular component: nucleus.